AUGCUUUUGGUUAUCUCUUUGGUGCUGGUUUUUAUGAUUGUUACAUCAAUAUUGGAACCUGAUGUAGCCAAGAAUAGUGGUCUAUACAGUCAAAUGUCGGAUGGUCAUCAUUACUUUGUACUUAGCUUUUGGUCAGACGAAGAUCAUGGUGUAUUGAUCUUUGUUUGUUUACGGGCAAUGGACUUGGUCGAGGAUGAUCAGUUUCUAGAGUCGUUUAUGAAUCUAGUGACUGAAUUUUGUGCUCAAGUAGGUGGAGGGCAAAAUGCAACACCCAACUGUUAUGAUGACAUUGGGUUUACUGGUGGUACAAAACAUUCGAUGGUGCAGCCAAGUUAUAUCCAAAGUGGAAGUCAUGAUCAUUAUCUUGGAGGUGUUAGUCCUGGUCGUACUGGUGAACGUUAUCCUUGUAGUAUAGUUAUGUAG
Halteromyces radiatus is the source of this 423-nucleotide messenger RNA. RefSeq lists its product as uncharacterized. Lineage: Eukaryota; Fungi; Mucoromycota; Mucoromycetes; Mucorales; Cunninghamellaceae. The record is from RefSeq and is a predicted model, not a curated record. The transcript is spliced from 4 exons. Bases 1 to 423 code for a protein of 140 amino acids.